Molecule: messenger RNA, 1357 nt
Organism: Cylicocyclus nassatus
Lineage: Eukaryota; Metazoa; Nematoda; Chromadorea; Rhabditida; Strongylidae
Source: the annotation of a GenBank genome assembly
AGCAACGGGGCGUCUUGAGCAGUUCCAACGCCCCCGCGUGGCUGAGCAAUCAACAAAAUUUCGUGUCCCGCCCGUGCGUCGACACCGAAGCAGCGGGAAUAUCGAUUGGUUCUACGCGCAUGGCGCGCGGUGCGGCCACGCCAAACCUUAGCCCCGCCCUCAUUCUACUUGUCGCAAUUCCAGGAGCCGUGGGCAUUGGUUGCUUUGUUUGCAGCUCCUUUGAUGGUAACAACAGAGCUUGCGAAGACCCAUUCAACAGCACCUUGGAAGUAUCCAAGCAGCGAGAAGCGGCUUCGGUUGCGAAUUACCAUCACCCGUGCUGGGCGUUCAAGAAAGGCCGACAAGGACUUUUCCCAGCUGAUCAUUGCAUCAAAAUCAUCGGAUAUAGAGCCGACAACUCUUCAAAAACGAUGAUAAUACGGACAUGUGCCCUCGAUUCAGGCACACUGACAGCCGAUACUGAGAUAGUGCGGAUAAGCCACUGUGGCCACUUCAAGUUCGAAGGAUUCCACUACACGGGAUGUGUGCAGGCGUGCGACUCCGACGGCUGUAACUCGUCCGUCGAACGUUCGCUUCUCGCCGCCUUAUUUACUCCGUUACUGCUCAUACUGGUAGAUCUGCUACGACCAUGACUACCGCUCUCGGCAGUUGCGAGGAACCGUCCACCACGCUCGGGCUGGCCAUUCUCAGUGCCCACACAACGGUGCGUCGGUUCCUCAGCCGCCCGCCAAACGCUCUCACACAUCCGGGUCGAAUCCUUCCUCUGUCAUGAUUUUUGAUGUAUCAAAUUACGUGCAUGAAUGUUGUUAUUAAACAGCCCUCACUUUGUAUGACAGUGUUUCGAAAUAUGUUUCCUUUCUUUCUUAACGUUAUUUCUAGUGAAGAGAUAAUGUGGGGUCACUUGUCACCCCACUCCUUUCAUGAUAUAUUUUCCGUACAUUUCUCUUCAUUUUCGUUGGUCUACUGAUGUGUUCUCAUUCUGAGUCAAGCAUUUGUAUUUCUUAUAGCGAUAUUACGCAAGAAAUUACACUCACUAGCCAUCAUUAAGUCAAAUCAAGUGUUUUUUAGUGUGAAUGGACGAAACUGUUUUGAGUGGCAGAACACAGAGAGAUCCACCUUGAAGUGCCAUUUCGAAGACUAUGUGGCAAACCAAACGCAAUCUCUAGGUUACUGCUGUUGAAAACAAAUUUCUCAACAAGUGCACCAACAUAAACUUGAGCAACACAUAGAAGAGAUAGAAAAAUUAUAGAGGGCAUUUAUAAACUUUAAGUCACCAAGAUAGGCGAAGCCUUAUAGUCUAUUGUGUCGAUUUUAUAUUCCUCUACCGAAGUUAUGAGAUGUGAGUAAAGAUUUUAUG